AUGCCGCCAUAUUCGGACGAGAAACUGAAAAAUAAUCCUAAAGAAGCCCGAAAGGUUUUGAUUGACCAAUCUAAACAGCAGCAAAUUAGCUUGAUUUCGGGAUUUCGGGGUGUCACACGGCAUUUGAAGAGUGUGCUGAAUGUUGAAAUAAAUACGGAAACUAUUAGUCUUAGCGCGUUGGAGCAGGUUCGACUCCUCAUUUUACCGCAACCGAAAAAGAGUUUGGGACCCGGAGAGAUUGAAUCGAUUUGGAAUUUUGUCGAGGAAGGCGGAAGUUUGCUGGUUUUGGCGAGCGAUGAUGGCGAGAGAACGUCGUUGAACGAGUUGCUCACCAAAUUUGGCAUUACUGUCAACAGCGAUGCCGUCAUUCGAACGGUGUUCUACAAAUAUUUCGAUCCAAAAGAGGCGCUGAUCUCGAACGGUGUUGUGAAUCGAUCGAUCGCGGCAGCGGCGAAAAAAUCGGUGUCGGCCGAGCAGGCGGAAAACUCGCAAGCACUUUCGUUCGUCUUCCCGUUCGGCAGCACGUUGAGCGUCGAAAAAUCGUUGGCGACGCCUGUCAUGUCGACAGGAAGCGCCUGUUUUCCGGCGUCGCGCCCAAUUAUCGCAUUCCAUGAGACGAAGCUGAAUGAAAAUAAAACACGCGGACGCGUUUGUGUUGCCGGCUCGGUUGCGAUGUUCCAUGACACUUAUAUCGAUAAAGAGGAGAACGGAAAAAUUUUUGAUGCUCUGGUGGAUUAUCUCGUAAACGGCUUUGAAUUGAAUCCCAUCGACGCCGCCCAGCCAGAAUUGAAUGAUUAUGUGAAUAUACCGGACCAUGUUUAUAUGUCAACUCAAGUGAAGAGUUGCUUGUUCGAAGGCGAGCUCGAAUCGUCAAUUAAUAUGGAUUUCAUGAAAAAGCUCGAAAAAUCGCUUCAUUCGUUCAAUUUGAACGCCUGGCCGACGGCCUAUGCACUCUACGAGCAAUUGAAUUUGGCGCCGCCUCCAUUGACACUAGUCGAACCUCAAUUCGAGAUUCCGCUGCCGCCGCUGUCGCCGGCCGUGUUUCCGCCGAACUUUCGCGAACUUCCACCGCCGCAACUCGAGCUGUUCGAUCUUGAUGAGCACUUCAGCUCGAUCGACAACCGAUUAUCGAAAUUGACGAACAAAUGCGCCGACAACGACCUCGAGUAUUUCAUUCGCGAGGCCGGCGAAUUGUUGGGCAUCAACGGCGAGUUGACGAUGGCGAAUCGCACGCCGAAGAAGAUUCUUGAGCAGGUCAUGAGAAAGCUGAUGUUGUUCAAAACGCCGCAAAUGGAGCCGAAUGGCUAUGAGCUCGAUGCCGCCGGCAUGUACGAUGUGAAUAAUAUUGACAACGACAGUCUCCAGAAUGAGCCGAUCGAUUAUCAUCAUGAUGGCGAUGAGCAGCUAUUCAGCGACAUCGAUGAAUUUGAUGAUUUGUGA
Messenger RNA from Caenorhabditis bovis, 1440 nucleotides. Lineage: Eukaryota; Metazoa; Nematoda; Chromadorea; Rhabditida; Rhabditidae. The record is from the annotation of a GenBank genome assembly.